Octodon degus (degu) is the source of this 3578-nucleotide messenger RNA. RefSeq names its product chromosome unknown C11orf42 homolog (gene CUNH11orf42). The transcript has 3 exons. The record is from RefSeq and is a predicted model, not a curated record. Bases 2450 to 3556 code for a protein of 368 amino acids. NCBI's taxonomy places the organism in Eukaryota, Metazoa, Chordata, Mammalia, Rodentia, Octodontidae.
CCUGAGAGAAGUGAAGAGACUUGGUAGAGCUCUUUAUCCCGCUAAAGUCUUUGCUACUUCAUACUUUUCUGUAUUACCCAGGAAGUUUGUGCAGAGAACUGCAUGUUCUCAGGAUGAACAGCUGCACUGCUUAUGCUCUGGGCCUCUCUCUCAAGGAGACCCCAGAAUGUGCCACAUCAGAAGCGAAUCCCAGCAGCAGGACGUGGCCCAAACAGCCCACCCCUUCAGCUCACCAACUCCAUCCAGGACUCUGAAGUCAUCUGUUUUCCUUCAAUAACUUUCAGUCUCAGAAUCUAUGAGGCCAAAGGAAAGACAGACUUCUUCAAUGUCGAGAGAGCAGUAUGGAAUUUAGGAAGUCUAGAAAUCAGGGCAAUCAGAAAGCAAUAAAAGAAAAAAAGACAGAGGGUAUAGGAUUCUCGCUGAGUAGUUCAUUACCCAACUGCCUCUCUGAGCCCAUGUCUGUGAACAAAAAUACUACAGGAUUUUCCAUCUACUGUCACUAACAGCCCACUGUCCCUGCCUCUAUUUCAUCUACCCCUUCUCAUGCUGGAUUCCCUUUGGCAUCUACGUGUGCAUCAUUCUGUCUCUGUUGACCACUCCCUCUUUUGUCUCUAGCCCUAUUUCCGCCUCCUUGCAAUGUCUGUUUUACCCCAUACCUAUCUUCUGUCCCUGUGUAUGCCUCUCUUGUGUUUUUUGUCUUUUUUCCUCAUGCAGAAUUCUUUUCUAGAGAUAACACAGGUGCCAUCUAUAUUGCACUAAGUAACUUCUCCUUGUGAACCAAAAUGAACACCAGGCUAAAGGGGCACUAAAAAGAGGAAUUUGGUUUCAUCUGUCAUGAAAAACUUGAGGUUUCUCAUUUGGGAGGCAGGGGCUUCUCCCUCAUCCUGCCCACUUCCUUUCUUUCAGCCGCCCUGUGCUUUCUUUCCAUCUAGCACACGCCUCUCCCACCACACAUUAAAGCAGAAGGAAAGUGUUCAUUUCUCUUCUACCAAAAGGAACUAUUGUUUAAUGGUUAAAGCUGGAAUCAAAAUUAAUUUGAAUCCCUCUCUAUUAACUCGCUCUAUGACCUAAGCUAAUUUUUUAACUUCUGAGUUUUUUCUUUCUUUACUUGUAAAAUGGAAUAAAAGUACCUACAUCAAGAGCUCCUAAAAGGAUUAACUAAAAUAUAUGACACAGACCAGUACAUGGCACAGACCCUCGCAGAGAAGAGCUCCACAAAUACUUGGUAUUAAUUUUUCUCCUGAAAAACAAGACACAGCCCACUGACAUUUGACAUUCACACAUACAGAACUACACCCAGAGGCCAGAUACAUCUCCUUUAGCAAAGUUUUCUUAACAUCACUGUUUCCCACCACUGCAGAACUGCUGCUGUCUCCCUCACACCCUCUCACGCAGUUCAAAUCACAGUCAGCAUUGUGGGACAGCACUACAUUCUGGACCGAGCCAGGACAGGAUACAGCCUACACAUACACAAGAACUCUUCCUGGGAACAAAGGAGGCCCUUCGAGGGGCUGAGAGGACUUUUUAGACAGAUAAGGUACAGUGGGAAAGGAACUCCUAGAAAGGCUAAGCCAACUCAAUAAAACACCACACAGAAAUUUCUAUAUAAAACACAAGGGGAUAUAACAAACUGGAGUUGAAGAAACAGAAGCUACUAAACAAAAAUCAGCCUGGGACAGGGAACUGACUGUGAACAAAGUUUUCCUCAAUUUUACCUCAGUAAUUCUGGUUUCCUGAAAAUUCUCUUCCGUUACUAAGGCAACAUCAUCUCAAUUAGAUUUUUACCCUCCACACUGUCCCUGCUCAGCAUGGCACCCUCCUACACACACACCUGCUUUUCACUACACUUAUAACCCACCCAUUAAUAAUGGGUUCAUCCUAAACUACACAUUAAAAUUGCCUAAGAAGCUUUCAGAAGUUGUGAUUCCCAGGCAUAUCUCAGAACAAUGAAAUGAGAAUCUCUGGAAGUAGGAGACAGACAUCGGUAAUUUUUAAAGCUCUCAAGUAAAUUUCAGAUGCAGUCAAAGAUGAGAAUUGCUGAGUUCUCCAUAUAACUCUAUACUUUCAUGUCCUUCAGAACCCCAAUUCAACCUCACAAAGAUUUCAGUUGCUAACUGGGUUAGAACUGCAGUUAACUGGGCAGUAAAUUGCUUCAGGGAGGCUACUAGAAGAGACCUAAUCCUUCCCCCAAGGAACACAAAGAAUUACACACACACACACACACACACACACACACACAGUGCCACCUGACACCCACAUUUUCUUCCCCUAAAGCAGGUGACUCAAGACUAUGAACCACAGGCUGUGAUGAGGCUAGGAAAUUUACUGUCCCCAAGACAUCACCUAGCAGUACCUCUAUGACCUCAUACUGCCGUACGUCAGAGCCCAAGGCAGAGGGCCUCACCAACAGGACAGCCUGGGGUUCCUGCAUCAGCCACUGCUGUUCAUCAUGUUUGUUGGUACCCCCCAGCUGCUAACACUGGAUGAAGCUGAUGCCACUUGGACCCUCAUCAAGGAUAAGGUUAUCGAGGAACGCUUUGGACCCAAUGUAGUGGCGGUACCUUUCUUGUCAGAUGCAGCCUUCUAUGACCUACUGGGUGUGCUAGUGAAACAGUCCCGGCCAGCCCAUACCCGCCUGGUUUUGCCAGGCCGGCAGGGCCGAAGGGCCCUGGAACCAGUGGGACCACUACCAACCCUCCUAGAACAGGCAGGAUCUGAGGAUGCCUUUGCCCACUGCACGCGGGAAUACUCACCAAAUGGCCGAGCAGAGGUAACCUAUGAAGAGAUGCGACUGUUGGAUGGGCAGCCCUGCCGGAUCCGCCUACAUACAGGUGGCCUGCGCAAGAAGGUUGCUUUCCUGCUGCUGCCACCAGGGCAGGUGAGCCUACAGCAGACUCUUCCCUGGCUCCGAAGCACCCAUAGCAUCUAUGUCAUCUACCAGGUCUUCUCUUGCUCCUGGCUGCAGCUGGAGCUGCUGCCUACAGCCAAGGAGCCCCAGCUUCUCCGGUUACAGCGGUCACUGCCUGUUGCCUUCUCCUGCCUCAAGUUUUCACUGCAGCCCAAAGGUGUUCUGGGACCCCAGAAACCUCUGACCAAAGACCCACUACCCCAUGGAGCCAAAUGGAUCAGACCCAACCUAAGCAUCAUGCUGACUCUGGCCCCAUCAGUACCUGCUGAUGCCCCUGAAGCUGCUGCUGGGCCCGCCUCUGUCCCAGCCCCACCUACACCACCUCCCCAGGAAGGGCCAGAAAGCAGACCCACCAGGUUCUCCCACAAGGGCCGAAACCUAUUCCGGAGGGGUCCCCAGAUGCUAUCAGGGUCUGUCCUCAGAGUUCGACAGCGACGAGUGAAGUUGGAGUGCAAGAUGCAGGGGGCAAGGCCCCCAAGGUCUGGCAAGGGAUACUGGUCCCCAAUAAACAUCAGCUGCUGUUCCCCUAAGCCAUCCUGGGCCCACACUGUUUCUUCCUUCUGUGGUCCAGAGGCAGGGGAAGAGUUCCCACUUCUUGCCCUUGGCUUCAAGUUCUCUCACCCUCUAAAAGCAAAAGAGAUAGCUUGAAACCUCUGCAACAAUGUCCUCA